This is a messenger RNA of Babjeviella inositovora NRRL Y-12698, 966 nucleotides long. Its product is annotated as Mrp/NBP35 family ATP-binding protein. Gene Ontology annotation, molecular function: ATP-dependent FeS chaperone activity; ATP binding; 4 iron, 4 sulfur cluster binding. NCBI's taxonomy places the organism in Eukaryota, Fungi, Ascomycota, Pichiomycetes, Serinales. Gene Ontology annotation, cellular component: cytosol. The coding region runs from base 1 to 966 and encodes 321 amino acids. The transcript has a single exon. Gene Ontology annotation, biological process: iron-sulfur cluster assembly. The record is from RefSeq and is a predicted model, not a curated record.
AUGACGGAAGUAAUAACCACCUCCAUCAAUCUCACAGCGCCCGAGCCCGAACAUUGUCCCGGACCGGAGUCGGAAGCCGCUGGGCAGGCAGAUGCUUGUGCGGGCUGCCCCAACCAGGAAAUCUGCUCUUCCCAGACGCCGAUCGGGCCUGAUCCCGACAUGGCGGUAAUCAACGAGCGUCUUUCGAUCAUUAAACACAAACUCUUGGUGUUAUCCGGGAAAGGGGGUGUCGGAAAGUCCACCUUCACGACGAUGCUCUCGUGGGCGCUUGCAGCGGAUGAGGACUUGGAGAUUGGGGCGAUGGACUUGGACAUUUGUGGCCCAUCGUUACCGCGGAUGCUCGGGAACGUUGAGCAUGAAACAAUCCAUUCUUCCAACUCUGGCUGGACGCCUGUGUAUGUCAAUGACAAUUUGGCGAUGAUGAGCAUUGCGUUCAUGUUACCGGACCAAGACUCUGCCGUUAUCUGGCGUGGUGCGAAGAAAAACGGUCUCAUCAAGCAGUUCUUGAAGGAUGUCGACUGGGGCUCCCAUCUUGACUACUUAGUGGUGGAUACGCCGCCAGGCACGUCCGAUGAGCAUCUCUCAGUGACGACGUACUUGAAGGAGAGCGGAAUUGACGGCGCUUUGAUCGUCACCACGCCCCAGGAAGUGGCGUUGCUUGAUGUCAGAAAGGAGAUUGAUUUCUGUCGCAAGGCGGGGAUCAAGAUUCUCGGGCUCGUGGAGAACAUGUCAGGGUUUGUGUGUCCCGGGUGUUCGAAAGAGUCUAAAAUCUUCAAGCCCACUACCGGUGGGGGCGAGCUGUUGGCCAAGGAGAUGGGCAUUGCAUUUUUAGGUUCAGUGCCGUUGGAUCCGAGAAUUGGUAAGAGCUGUGAUAGGGGUGAAAACUUCUUGGAUCUUUAUCCUGAUUCCCCUGCGAGUACCGCGAUUUUGGACGUGGUGGAUGCAUUGAGGGAUGCUGUUGAGUAG